CCAAAAAUUCAUUCCCAAAUUCCUUCUCUCUGUAAAUUUCAGCUUUCAUUUUCUGAACAAUGCAGUUCCUUUGAAGCUAUAUAUAUAUAUAGAUAUAUAUGCACACUGUGUGUGCGUAUAUAUAAUCAUUGUUCUGAACUCAAACAUACAUAUGUCGCGGAUUUCUACUCUGCUAUUCCGCGAAUCCGUAUGUUUGCGUUUUUAAUUUUUUUCCUUAAUUAUUGUGCUGUGAUUUCAGUUUUGGAGGUUUUUGGACAUGCACGUGAAGAAUGUGAAAUGUCGGUGUGAUUUCUAGCCGAUUCUCAGGUCGGAAAUUCGGAGCGUCGGGGCUGGAUUUCCGAUCUGUGGACAUUGAUUUCUAAUUUUUGAAGAGAAGCGACGUGGUUUUCGUCUGUUCUGAGGGAGAAAGGCUAAGGUUGUUUAGGUGGAGGGGGAGCGAGGUGAGGGGAGGGGAGACUAGUAUUUUGCUAUGGUGAUAUUGAUUUGGAGGGUUUAGGGUUCGUGCAGGCGAUAAAUAGGAGUUUCCAGGCGGAGGAGGGAAAAUGGGGAGUCUCAGGAACGCCGUGAUGAAGGAGAAGGACGAGGAGCUAGCGUUGUUCUUUGAAAUGUAUAGACUAGAGAAGGAACAGGACGAUCUUCUUCUGCUUGAGAACUCCGAUGAGUUUGAUGCUCCUCUUGGAUCAGCAACUGGAAGUUCACCUAUAUACAGUAUCGCAUCAACCACACCUGUUAUGAAGAUUGGUACUGAUGAUUUUCUCAAUUCAGAGAAUUAUAAAAAUGACUAUGAAUGGCUUAUAUCACCUCCCGAUUCUCCUCUUUUUUCUUCAUUGGAGUUGGAUCCAGAGGAAACAAUAACGAGCCAGCUGGAAACCCCUGAAGCCUGUGCACCUGUGCAAAAAUGCAGACUAUCAAAUCCCCAUCCUGAGCCCAUUGCAAGAAGCAACUUAACAUCUAGAGAGCCAGCAUCUUCUCCGCAGUUCAAUACUUCAAGAACACUUAGUCGAAGACACUCAUAUUCAGGUGGAUCAAAACCUUCAAUUCCAGGCGUGAUACCAACUUUGAGCAAAUCCAGGUCCACAUUGACCUCAUUAUCUAAACCCACAUCAAAUGCAUCAUCCAAAGGAAUGUCAACUGGAGUGGCAUCUAAAACAUCUACAACAGUAUCUAGAACUUCAAGGUCUGCAACACCCACUUCUUGUGCCACAUUGCAUUCAACUAAGCCCACAGCUCCUCCAACAACUUCUACACCUAAUUCAAGGUCCAGUAUAAGAUCCUCCACACCAACUACGAGGCCAUCUAUUCCUGGACCAAAGUCAACAUCAAGGGCUGCAGCCCCAUCUUCGCAUCCAACAUUGUCAACUGCAUCGAAUACAAUUUCUUCUCCUGGCAGGUUUCCACUAAUUAAAUCAACUAAUGGAACCAGAAAUCCUCCACCUCUACGUGCUAGUUCUCCAACUAUGAAACCAAGAUCCAUGAAACCUCCAGACUCACUGCGUCUCUCUCUUGAUGCUUCACCUAAUUCAAUGAAACCACUGCCUGACAAGCCAGUUUCAGCCCCUAGGGGUAGACCUGGAGCAUCUAGUGUUGACCUGUCAUCUGUUGUCAAUGGAAGGAUUAGAAGACUAUCAUGUUCUCCAGCAAGAGGGCGUCCUCCUAAUUUUGGUAUUCAUAGUAGUGGAAGCUCUGUUCCUGUCUCAGCUAUGAGUCGGUUACAAGCUAAAGCUAACACCAAUGUCAGCCCUGUUGUGGUUGGAACUAAGAUGGUUGAGAGAGUGAUAAAUAUGCGGAAACUGGCUCCACCAAAACAAGAUAAUAGACAUUCCCCCAACAGUUAUUUAUCUUUAAAGUCUUCAUCACCUGACAGCUCAGGAUUUGGAAGGACACUCUCGAAGAAAUCUUUGGAUAUGGCUAUGAGGCACAUGGAUAUAAGGCGAAGUGUCCCAGGUAAUACACAACCACCGAUGACCAAAAAUCCAGCGUCAUCCACGAACAGUGUGAGGUCAGGGCCUAGAAGAAAGGCAGGUAGUGUAUCAUCUGACACACGAAUUGCAACAAUCAGCCGGACGAGCUCUGAAGUGAGUGUUGAUAAAAAUUCCCUGCAUAUUGAUGGAUGUCAAGUGGAAGACGAUAUUAUCAGCAAAAGAGAUGCUCAAUCUCCUGCCAGUGUGGAUGGUGGGUGAUAUUUGGCUCGUUCUGCUAUAGAAUACAUUGCUGCAUUUGCAGGCACUAGCCUCCAAUUAGAGCUAAUAUAUUGUUCUUGAAAGGAACUGAUGGGGGUUUUUAUCCUUCGCUUAUGUAAAGGUCAAUGUGACAUAUGCACUUCUGAAUUAUUAGAAACCUGAAAGAAAACUAUUUGCUCUGCGCCAUUGUUCACAGGGGCAUGAAAUGCCUAAAAGCCUAUUGGUUUGUUUGUUGUGCAGUAUACGAGAUAGCUAAUAGUUCUGUA
This is a messenger RNA of Ipomoea triloba (trilobed morning glory), 2446 nucleotides long. RefSeq names its product mucin-5AC-like. The coding region runs from base 543 to 2180 and encodes 545 amino acids. The record is from RefSeq and is a predicted model, not a curated record. The transcript has 5 exons. Lineage: Eukaryota; Viridiplantae; Streptophyta; Magnoliopsida; Solanales; Convolvulaceae. Gene Ontology annotation, biological process: cortical microtubule organization. Gene Ontology annotation, cellular component: cortical microtubule.